AUGCUUGACUUCGACCCAGACCUGAUGGCGCCUGGGGCUUAUAAUCUCGAGGGUACAUCUAUGGAAAGCUUGCCGUCUGAGCUCGAUGACCUGCUAUCUUUGUGGCCGGACCACGACGCUUCGGUCGACGCUUCGGUUAAUGCACCCAGCCGCUAUCACACCACCCCGGGAUCCUCUCAAGCGCCGACUUUAACGGUUCCCACCGUAUACUCUGCAUCCAGUGCAGGCGACUUGACCGGGCAGGGUCAGCACAAGCCUCACCAGGAUGAGCCACGAGUAAACUUCACGCGGCCUCAAACUGAUUCACUUUUGUUCUUCGGUUCUAUAUUCUCCAAUCCACCUCUUCCAUCGGAUUUAUCUCCAUCGGAUUUGCCCGUGAACCUCAACAGUAGCCACGAUGUGGACGCCGCGCAGCCAACCGUGCAGGACCCAAGCGUUGAGGAAAAAAUCUCUCCAUCUUCCGCUCCCGUUCGCCCCGAAUCAGACUUCCAGAGAAUCACCACUUCUGAUAAUGUGGAUGUCUCGAGCCAGGGAGCCCAGUCCACGGCGAGCGAUGAUCAUCUCCGAGAUGUUGAUAAUCUCCGAGAUGAAGUCAGGCGGGUUUUGGGACAAAGCCCUACCAGACAAAGAUUAUCUCAAGUACGACAGGGCUUGGGAGGCCUCUGUACGGACCUCGACAAGCUCCUUGAUGCCCAGCAGAGCGAGGAUGGCAUGCAAAUGGCGCCUCCACCACGCCAACCGUCGGCCAACAAGUCCAAAACCAAGCAUCACAGCCAGUCCCGAGUGAAAUACCGCUGUAUUAAGUGUGGAGUGCGAGCGGCGACAAAGGACUCCUUCAAGAGACAUGUCGAAUCAAAGCACCACCCGCGGUACGAUUACCAUUGUCACAUUGAUUCUUGUAAGGAGACUGUUGAGAACCCUCCACAUCGUCGUGACAAGCUUCUGCGCCAUUAUACUAGCGCACACGACCUGGAUGCGCCUCCUGAAAAUAUUAUCAAAAGAAAUAGGGCCUCGCAUCUUUGCCCACUUAGAUGUGCACUCUGUCGCCGAACCGUUCAGAAUUGGAAAGAUUUCUAUGGUUGCUUUGUAAAACACUGUGAAAUCAAGCUCGCGCCACCCAAGGCUUCUGCCCAUCGUGACAGUCAUGGUCAUAGGAAGAAACGCCAUCGAGAUGGCCCAGACAAAGGCAACUUCGGCAGCGGCGCAGACGACGCAGGGUUUUUAUCUCAAGUAGGAUACAGGCACUCUGAGGAGGUCAGCGGGGCGUCCAACCCACGGCCGUCUGGCUCUGGUGACAAUCAACAAGGGCGAUCUAAACAACAGGGCGGCUCCAGCCAACAGAGCAGCCAGCCUCAACUUGAUCUGCCACACUUGCAAGACCAGACAACCCCACGAGGGUCGAGGAACCAGUGCAAGUUUUGCCACCACGUUUUUGACACCUGCUCUUAUUGUUGCGAUAGCCCGUCGUCUACGCCAUGGUGUCAUGCCUGUCCUGAUUCACAGCGCGCGUUCGCAAUGCAGGCUGGUGACCACCACGCUGGCCAAGCGCGGGGGCAUUUGUCUCAACCCAUGGAAGUUGCUGACCAUUUUUGGGCAGACCAACAAGCUUUGAAUGAUGUGAGCUCAAGAAUACCCACGGUGGUUGCUGUCAACCCAUCGCUCUACGGGGCUAUACCGCAGGGAGCUCAGCAGCUGAACAUUCACCUGCUACAGCAUGCCCAGGCUCAUGGUCGGCUCUCUGGCACAGUCACACAGCAAGGACUUUUUGAAAGUGAUCAGUUCUGGACGGUUCGUGCACUGCAUGACGUUCAAGUUGCUGGCAUGUCUGAGCUUAAGAUUGAGCACUCCAUCUCUGACUCCAAGAAAAAAAAGGCCCAGAGCUCCAAUAUUUGGUCUGACUCUCUCCCCCCUCAGAGCGGCCCCGUCUCCUUGAACAACGUUAGUUUCUCUUCCAUGUGUCAUUGUCCUUGCCGCAUGAGGUCUCAAGGCGCAUACUUUACUCGAACUCGCGUGGAAAUUGCACCGGGAAGAAUGAUCGAGAUGGAUUUCAAGAUGGGCCCCGAAGCCCGCGGCUUGGGUCAUCCCCUGCGCACUCGCAUUCAGGUCGUUGUGAAGAUGCUAAGGCUCCGAUUUUCCGUCGCAAAACCGAUGACUGCCAAAAACCAGCAGGAGGCCCACUCCGUUCUCAAAGAGGCUCUUGAAGCCCCUCUGAAUUGCUCUGAAAGUAAAGCCAUCAACUGUGGUGAAUCGGUCAAAGUUGCCGAUCCAAACCACAUUGACUACGAGUCGGAUGCCGAAUCUGUCGCAGACUCCAUCUUCUCUAUGCGUUCGCGAGUUUCAUCUUGGAACGACGUCACCAUGUUUUCUCCCAGGCCCAGCUCCCCGGCCUUGAGCUCCUCGGGGAUACUGAAGUUGUCAGCUCCCGCGCGAUCUAGUUCGCCCCCCUGCCGAGACUCAGACGACACCAAUGACGACGAGCAAUUACUAAAAGUCGUGGAGCCCUUCGAGGAAGAGAAAGACCUUGAGCUCACAUUCGAUCUUGAUUUGCUGUCAUCGCUCAACAUGCUAGUGCCGGGCGGUAACCUUUCAUCUGGUUUAUCGGUUCAGGACCCGGACCGAAUCUUCGAGUUCUUUAUGAGAUACAUGCUCUUUGUCAUUUUCUCACUGGCACACGCGCGAGACUGCGACCCUACUCCCUAUUUGACCAAAAGAAGACCUCCUCAAUCAUGA
This is a messenger RNA of Penicillium cataractarum, 2730 nucleotides long. RefSeq lists its product as uncharacterized. The record is from RefSeq and is a predicted model, not a curated record. Lineage: Eukaryota; Fungi; Ascomycota; Eurotiomycetes; Eurotiales; Aspergillaceae. Bases 1 to 2730 code for a protein of 909 amino acids. The transcript is spliced from 3 exons.